CAGCAUCUCUCGUCUUCCUUGGACUGCAGCAGAGAAACCGCUGCAUCGAAGAAGACAAGAAAAAAGAAAUCUUCGGCGCGAUGCUUUCUAUCUCUGCUGCUGUGUAGAGAGGGGGGGACAAGGGAGCGGGCGACUCAUCGAGCUCGGUACGAUGCAUCUGCUCCUCUCUAUGAUGCUGCUAGUCUCUUCUGCUGAGCGCUGACAGGACUGAGGAUCUUUCCAGUUUGAGAUCAACUGUCUCUAUUUCAGCACUGUCUGCCUACUCCCAUCCAAUGGAAUUAGACAUCAUUACUUAAUUAUUAGUGUCCUGGCAGCUGACUGGCUUUUCAGCACUAAUAUACUGCCUUAAGUCUUGCUCUGUCUGGGGAUAGAAGACCAGAAAGGAAAAAAAAAAAUAGGCACUUUACAUUUGUAGCACCUGGUGGAAUAAAAGCACAUUAAAUUUGAAUUAAAAGACUUUUAGUGCCAGAUAUCCUUGUGCCAAGAUGGACGAAACACAUAACAACAGGACUUCCUUGGCGAAAGGUGCCAAGGACAUCGCUAAGGAAGCCAAGAGGCACGCUGCCAAAAAUUUCAACAAAGUUGCUGAUCGUGCCUCAGAUGAAUACUCAACUCAUCGCAGCUACAACCGCUUCCAGAACGAGGACGAAGAUGAGGACAACUACAAUACUUACGGUCAUCAAGACGGUCGCUACGCUGACAAUGCAGCCAACGAAGAGGAUGGGGCCUCCAGUGAUGCCACAGAGGGCCACGAUGAUGAAGACGAGAUUUACGAGGGGGAGUACCAAGGCGUUCCAGGCCACAGUGAUGGGAAGUUGCGGGACGGCCAGGUGGCUCUGGGCCAGCCGGUUUCUGACAGCCUAAAGAGCCGCAAGGAGCUGGAAAAUGAGAGACAGGCAGACGAGGAGGAGCUCGCCCAGCAGUAUGAGCUGAUCAUGCAGGAGUGUGGCCACGGAAGAUUCCAGUGGCAGCUGUUCUUUGUUCUCGGGCUGGCGCUCAUGUCAGAUGGCGUGGAGGUGUUCGUAGUGGGCUUUGUCCUACCCAGUGCUGAGACAGACAUGUGUGUCCCCAACUCUGGUGCUGGAUGGCUUGGUAGCAUUGUGUAUCUGGGGAUGAUGUUUGGAGCCUUCUUUUGGGGCGGUCUCUCAGACAAGGUGGGCCGCAGGCAGUGUUUGCUGAUAUCCAUGUCCUUCAAUGGCUUCUUCGCCUUCCUGUCCUCCUUUGUACAAGGCUACAGUAUGUUCCUCUUCUGCCGCAUGGUAUCUGGCUUUGGGAUUGGUGGAGCGGUACCAAUCGUGUUCUCGUACUUUGCGGAGGUGUUGGCUCGGGAGAAGAGAGGAGAGCAUCUGAGCUGGCUCUGCAUGUUCUGGAUGAUCGGAGGAAUUUACGCCUCAGCCAUGGCCUGGGCCAUCAUCCCACACUACGGUUGGAGCUUCAGCAUGGGUUCGGCCUACCAGUUCCACAGCUGGAGAGUGUUUGUGGUGGUGUGUGCGCUGCCGUGUGUCUCUGCAGUGGUGGCUCUCACUUUUAUGCCUGAGAGCCCCCGCUUUUUCCUGGAGAUGGGUAAACACGACGAGGCCUGGAUGGUGCUUAAACACAUCCACGACACCAACAUGCGUGCCCGCGGAGAGCCCGAGAGAGUCUUCACUGUGAACAGGAUAAAAAUCCCCAAACAGCUGGACGAGCUGGUGGAGAUGCAGAAUGAGUCAGCCAACCCUGUACUCAAGGUCCUCUUCAAGAUCAAGGCUGAGCUCAGAGGAAUAUGGUUGACUUUUAUGAGAUGCUUCAACUACCCAGUGAGAGACAACACUAUAAAACUGGCUGCAGUCUGGUUUACUCUGUCUUUUGGGUACUACGGGCUGUCGGUGUGGUUCCCAGAUGUCAUUAAACACCUUCAGGCCGACGAGUACGCCUCUAGAGUGAAGAUCCACAACAACGAACGCAUUGAAGACUUCACCUUUAACUUUACCCUGGAGAACCAGAUCCACAGAAACGGAGUCUUUCUAAAUGACAGGUUCAUCAGUAUGAAGUUUAAGGCGGUCACAUUCAUCGACUCAUCUUUUCUCAACUGCUAUUUUGAAGAUGUCUCCUCCCUAGCAUCUUACUUCAAAAACUGUACCUUUGUAGACUCCUUCUUUUUCAACACGGAUAUCGACGACACCAAACUAACAAAUUCCAGAGUGAUCAACAGCUCCUUCCACCACAACAAGACAGGCUGUCAGAUGACGUACGACGACGACUACAGUGCCUACUGGGUCUAUUUUGUCAACUUCCUGGGAACGCUGGCUGUGCUGCCUGGAAACAUUGUCUCUGCCCUCCUCAUGGACAAAAUAGGACGCCUCAGCAUGUUAGGAGGCUCCAUGGUGCUGUCAGGCAUCAGCUGCUUCUUCCUUUGGUUUGGCACCAGUGAGUCCAUGAUGAUCUUCAUGCUCUGUCUCUACAAUGGCCUCAGUAUCUCUGCCUGGAACUCCCUUGAUGUGGUCACCACUGAGCUGUAUCCAACAGACAGGAGGGGUACAGGCUUCGGCUUCUGUAAUGCCAUGUGUAAGCUGGCAGCAGUGCUGGGCAACCUGAUCUUUGGCUCACUGGUUGGCAUCACCAAGGCAAUCCCCAUCCUGAUGGCAUCGUCUGUGUUGGUUGGCGGCGGCCUGGUGGGGCUCCGACUGCCAGACACACGUGCCAAUGUCCUCAUGUAAACCUCAACACAGAACAGCGUGUUGUUUACCAGGUGUUUACUCACUUCACUGAAUAACCACUCACUUAUGGACUAUGAUUUAUUAGGAUAUCACUGAAACUAGCACAGCAUUCAUCCCACUUGUAUUUAUUAUUUGAUUAAUAAUUUGAUUGUGUACUUACACAGUACAGGACAAGUUAUUGUUAUUCUGUUAUGUAUGAGUAAAGUACCUGGUAAAUAACAAAGGAUAAUAAAAUGCAGUUUAAUUUAACAAUGAGCUGUAGAUAUAAAGACUUUAAGGGGUAACUUAGGUAUUUUUCAACCUGGACCCUAUUUUCUAUGUUUUUGUGUCAAAGUGAUUAAUGGGAACAACAAUGACUUUUUGCCACUGACAGGCUCAGAUUGUUAUUAUAAGUGUCUGACAACCUUAUGGCAAGGACAGCGCUGAAAUCACCAUCCCCAAAACCCACCAGACUUUAUUUAAACAAACAGUAAUUUUAUCAUGGUAAAACACACUUCGUUCAUAGUCUACAGACAUAAAAUAAAACUCACAUAAACCAUCUUGAUUCGUCUGUCCACUGCCAAUCACCAUCUCUGCUUUGGUUGAAAUAAACCCUUAAUUCAACCAACUGGAUGUGAAAAUAUGCUGGCUACAUAUGCACUAAAAUCAGCUUAUUUAAAUGGAGUCUGGUGGUUUGGUGAUGGCAAUUUCUGGGCUGUUUCUGGUUUAACAAAAAGGAUCUUACUUUUUAACAAAAAGGUUGAUCUCUGUAGAAUAAUUUCCAUAAUGUCAGACACUUAGAAUAACAACCAGAGCCUGUCAGUGGUUAAAAAAACAACAACAACAACAAAAAACGGCACUUUUAGUGGACAUAAAUUAAUGGUGCACAGAUGCCCUGAGUGGUUACAUUGCAGCCUGUUUGCACUGCUUUCUGCAGCACUCUUGCUCAACACUGGAACAAUUUCAAAAAUUGAAUAUUCUCAUUAGUCAUUUCGACAUAGUAACAUUGGAAAAUAGCGUCCAGGUUGAAAAAUACUGAACCUAACCUUUAAGACUACAAUCGAGGGUGAGGAAUUUACCAAAUGUUGGUGGCUGGUUGCCAAAGCCCUGGGCAUUCCUGCAGGAACUGGGAGGCUACUGUUCAGAAACAAGUACAAAUUAUCAGUGGUGAUAGAAUUCUGUAUAUCAGCAGCUCAUUAGCUGUUUCACACAUGCAACCCACACAUGCAUGUGUCAAAGCUGCAAAAGGCUUGGACCUCCCACAACCUUCCCCCUCCAAAUCCUGCCCAGUCUCACUCAGAUUAAAGGGAUAGUGUGACAUUUUUGGAAAUACACUUAUUCAGAGCUAAAAAGCCAAAACUAGCAGCUGCUUAGCUUAGCUUAGCUGAAAGACUAGAAGCAGGUGAAAAGAGCCUUGCCCUGUCGACAGGUACAGAAGCAAAGUCUGCCCACCAGCACCUUUAAAACUCACUAAUUAACGUGUUGUAUCUUGUUUGUUUCAUCCUUUGCAAAAAUGGAAGCAUAGAAAUAAAAAGCUGUGGUUUUAAAGGGGAUUGUGAGCCAGACUGUUUCAUGGUCAGGUGCAGAGCCAGGUUAGCUGUCUUGCUCUGCUUCCAGUCUUUAUGCUAAGCUAAGCUAAGUGGCUGCUAGCAGUAGCGUUAUGUUUAACAUACAGAUAUGAGAGUGGUAUCAAUGUUCUCAUCUUACUCUCAGCAAGGAAGUGUGUAUAGUUCAACAAAAUGUCAAGCUAUUCCUUUAAGUAUAAGUAAUUUAUGUGUUUAUUACAUGUUUAUUUAUAUAUUAAGUAAUUUAUGUGUGUAAUUUAUUGCUCCACAAGUUCAUGUUUGAAGGCCAAAUAUCGAAGGUGCUUUUGACUUUUGUUACCUGUGAUCAGUAUUCCAAUAAUGGUUGACGACGUUCAAGCCUUUUGCCACAAUUUGCAAGAAUGACAAGGCCAUAAGAAAAAAAACAAAAAACAAAAAAUCAAUAAAGUAGUUUAGUCAAUACCGGCAACUUCAGCAGCUACAUUUCUAAAGUGAAAAGAAGUUUACAUUUUCUGCUUUUUACAGUAAGAGACUUUUGAGAUUGGAAACCUUUUGUCUGAAUGCUUUCUCUCUGCCUCUCUCGUGUCUGUGUUGUGUUCGUCUCGUUGCGCUGAGCUCACCACGAAGGGUUCCGCUCUCCGUUUGCAGUCCGACCUUGUCAAGAAGAAUUUAUACUCUGCUGUUAUUAUCUGCUCUUCUCCUUGUUUUUUUCCCCUCUCUAUCUGUCUCACCAUCUUUCCUCAUAGUGUUUCUCAUCCAGUCUUGUCCUCUUGCUCUGUUUAUCUCCUCCUGCCUUGCUGCUGCUCCCUCCAAAAACUCAAAGGCCUUUCUCAAAUGUUGUGCCUCUCUCCAUUGAGCCUGUCUCUCCUUCCAAACCUUUGCUGGAAGCUUUGCUGCUCUCUCCUGCUUUUUUUGUGUGUCUCAUUUCUACUGCAGUGUGUGUGUGUGUGUGUGUGUGUGUGUGUGUGUGUGUGUGUGUGUGUGAGUCCAGACAAACCCUAAUAAGUUCCUGUGACCAUCAUAUGUAGAAAGCCAUGUCUUUUUUGUUUUGUUUUCUAUACCAGGGAGCUGGGUGUUUUUGGAGGAUUUGAACCACAUGAUUAAGUGAAAUUAAAAGCCAUGCUUAAAGGAUCAGUUCACCCAAAUUCCAAAAAAACAUACUUAAUAGCUAUACAGACAAUAAAUGUGGACCUUAUGAGGACACCAAAGUCAGUAGAAUUCAUCGUCUGGGGACCCUGACUGUUCCAUGAGUUGUUGUUGAGAUAUUUCAGUCUGAACUGAGACAUAAAGUUUUCUAAUAUGAACUCCAGACAUUGCCCAGAGUUUGCAUUUCACACAUGUAACACACAACAGGAGAUUGUGUCAGAAGUGUUCUCACCUACUGGAAAAACUCUGUAUGGUUUAGGCGAAGGGUGCCGCUGGGGUAGAGUAUGCAAGAGAAAAGACAUGGCGCGGAUUACACCGCCAUCACGUAGCUGGUUCCUCUGAAACAUCAUCAACAUGCCUACUCGCUCACUGUGAAUUCUCCGGACAAUAACCUGCUUUAUUCACACAUUAAAUGUCUGAUUCAACAGAUUUGGACAUUUGCGUUCUUACAUACAGCUCCUCCGAGUAAUGUCUAGAUAAUUUCAGGUUUGCAGUGCUUGUGUAAAAGGAGCUUAUCUUUCUCACAUUAGUAUCCUGGUCAUUUUGGGUAAUCCACAGAGCACACUGUCCAUCCAGAGUAACUGGUGUUGUUUCUGACACAAACUCUUAGCACUGCAUUACGAGGUGACUGGCACCAAAUGUGUUAAAAUUCUAUGUCGGCAAUAAGGAAACAAUGCCAAUGUAAAGUCAAUGAGAAUCUUUUAUUGAGGUGGACAUACAAGUUAAGUAAGAGCACAAAAGUCCAUGUAGGGUGAGUGGGAGUGGUGAAUGGGUUCAACAAGUUUCAAGCAGGACACUGCUGUUCAUGUCUUAGCUAAAAGUCAGUAUAGUUAGGUGACUUUAUGGACUUUACAUAACUGUGCAAAGUACUACAUGGAGGUACUUUAAGGAACUAUGCAAAGUAUGCAAGUUUAUGUGACUUAGGUCCCAUACCUAGUUAUUUUUCCCCAAACUACAAUCUUUUCCUUACUGUUUGCAGACACGUUCGCCAGCAAAAGUGAAAGUAAUAGCCAACCACAUUCACCUGACACCUGGUCCUACCGAGCCCUAACCUCACCUGAGCGCUGUGGGGGUACCAAGCCAUAAACGUCACAAACACAGAAAAUAAGAGGAAAGUAAGAAGAUCCAUGCAGAAGGCAGAGUCUCUGCAGAUAAAUACACCACCAUACACUGAGAGGAGGUCAUAAGUGAUGAUAAAGAUAGAUUACUUUUGUAUGAGUCGAUACAUUGAUAUUUUUUUUUAGAAAAAUCUUGCAUAGUAUACCUUUAACCAAGUACUUUUUUGUUCUCUAAACUGCAACUGUUUCACAGCAUUAUCUCUUUCAAAUAGCGUAUUCGGUUUGACCCCUGACAUUUCCUGACCAAGUAACGCGCUGUUAGAGGUUGUCACCAUUUCAGGAAUCUCUGUGAGACUGUUGCCUUAUCUGUAAAGAGAAUAUAAAACUCAAUAUCUUAUAUAAAUAUAAGAUAAUAUGUCAACAAUAAGUCAAGACAACACUACUGUAGGUUAUCAGUCAGAUAGGCCUGUGUGCACAGUGGCAUCAUGGGAAGAUCCGUCUCCUGCAGACAUCCUGUCUACUACUGGUGCUUCUCCUCCAGUUGUCGGCACCUCUCCUUCUUUCCCCUCUACCUCAGCACACAGUCCUCUAUCCUCCUCUACAGCAGCAGAGGGCUCUCUUACAGGCUCAUGGUCUCCUCCAGCUGCCUGUUCAUUCCUCUUUAUCAGCACACAGCCAAGAUCACAAUGCUAUGGCUAAUUGAACUGUGAUUUGUGGCAUUAAAAAACGCAAUAUGAUUUGUUGCUCUACAGUGUGCUGAUCAUUAUAGCUAUGCGCAGGAAACUUCUGUGACUUCCCUGGCUCAUGUCUUGUUAGGCCCUGGGACUUUAGCUCCAGUAUGGUCGUACACCCUUCUCCAUUGUAAUGAGGUGGAGGCAGAAAUCUUAGAGAAGGUUAACUGGUCAGAUAAAAUAAUAAUAAUCUGUUUGGCUUGACACCACUUGAGAUAAAUAAGAAAAUAUGUGCUUUUGUGAUUUGGGUGAACACUCCCUUUAAAACCUCAAAUGAAUGGAACUAUUGCUGCUACAAUGUUAAAAUGCAUUAGGUAAUUUGUAAAAAUAAAAACACGUUCUGAGUUUGUUUAAUCACACAAAAAAAGUCAGAUAAGUGAAAAGUACAGUACUGUUACAUUCAGUUAUGUUGGAGUCAGUUAUAUGAUGAUGAUAUUUAGUGUCAACAUAGAGUAUGUGACGUUAUGUUGCCAUAUUUCUUAUUCUAGAAAGCAAAUUUGUGACCUAGGACAUGCAGCUUUUUCCUCUUUUUUUGGACUGAAAUGCAACUGUUUCAAGAUCUGGUUUCCUGAUGUUUAAUGCUUUAUCUGCAUCUGUCUGCUCGUCCACAUCGUCACCUCCACCUGUGCUGAACAAAGUCACUGUUUCCAAAAAGAAAUCCUGCAUGUUUGUUACUGAAGUGCUUCUGUUGUGUGUGCUUUUUCCAUUUUGGUGUCUUUGCUGUUCCUCCGCGGGGGAGAACAGACAUGUGAUUCCCGGGUCAAAGGUGAAUGUAUCAUUCUCGUGCGUCGUCAUGUUCGUUGUGGACAGGUGUUCAUUAUCAGUUGACUUCUGGGUCAUUGUGAAAGGGCAUGCUAGUGGUGAGAUGACUGUAUGUACUACAAAGUGUUAACCAGCAGGGGUGGUCAAAUCUGCUCUCUGGGAAGGUUUCCAGUGAGAUUCAUUACUAUCAUAAAGUCACUGAAGCAGGAAUGAAAUUGAGUUGUGACUUUCAGAUUUGAAAACCUCUGCUGACAAACACAAUGUGGAGGUGUGUGUAAAAACUGUUACCUGUCCUUGAUAUGAUUUAUUUUGAUAAGAAAAGGAUCAAGUGGAUGCAGUGUAAAGGUGGAUUCCUCUGGUGUCUACAUAUUGAAUAAAGAGUUUCAUUUG
Messenger RNA from Epinephelus moara (kelp grouper), 8306 nucleotides. Its product is annotated as synaptic vesicle glycoprotein 2C. The transcript has 13 exons. Gene Ontology annotation, biological process: transmembrane transport; chemical synaptic transmission. The record is from RefSeq and is a predicted model, not a curated record. Gene Ontology annotation, cellular component: membrane. Lineage: Eukaryota; Metazoa; Chordata; Actinopteri; Perciformes; Serranidae. The coding region runs from base 486 to 2696 and encodes 736 amino acids. Gene Ontology annotation, molecular function: transmembrane transporter activity.